Molecule: messenger RNA, 1099 nt
Organism: Carassius auratus (goldfish)
Lineage: Eukaryota; Metazoa; Chordata; Actinopteri; Cypriniformes; Cyprinidae
Product: histone H1-like
Exons: 1
Coding region: 154-792 (212 amino acids)
Biological process (GO): nucleosome assembly
Cellular component (GO): nucleosome
Molecular function (GO): structural constituent of chromatin; DNA binding
Source: RefSeq, a predicted model, not a curated record
CACAAGUGCGAGGGGCUCGCGGAGGCGCGCAGACACCGAGCGGCUGGGAUUGAGUCUAUAAGGUUCUCAUCUGUUGUUUAAGAGCGCAGCGCUGCUCGAGCGACACUCAUCUUUGAACUCAGCGUUUGACAGACUGUAAACCCGCUCUGAAAAAUGGCAGAAACCGCUCCAGCCCCGGCCGCUGCCGCCCCGCCGGCCAAAGCGCCCAAGAAGAAGUCCGCCUCCAAAGCCAAGAAAGCAGGUCCAGGCGUCGGUGAGCUGAUCCUCAAAGCCGUAUCCGCGUCCAAGGAGAGGAGCGGCGUGUCGCUCGCCGCCCUGAAGAAAGCUCUCGCCGCCAGCGGCUACGACGUGGAGAAGAACAACUCCCGCGUCAAGCUCGCCAUCAAGAGCCUGGUGACUAAAGGCGCCCUGCUUCAGGUCAAAGGGACCGGUGCCUCCGGCUCUUUCAAGAUAAGUAAGAAGCAAACCGAGACAAAGAAGAAACCGGCGAAGAAGGCGGCUCCCAAAGCGAAGAAGCCCGCGGCCAAGAAACCCGCUGCUGCCAAGAAGCCCAAGAGCGCAGCUGCAAAGAAACCCGCCGCUAAGAAAUCGCCCAAGAAGGCCAAGAAACCCGCCGCUGCAGCCGCCAAGAAGGCGACGAAGAGCCCCAAGAAGGCGAAGAAGCCGGCAGCGCCCAAGAAAGCAGCCAAGAGCCCCAAAAAAGCCAAGGCUGCCAAACCCAAGGCAGCAAAACCAAAAGCUGCCAAGCCUAAAGCUGCAAAGCCCAAAAAGGCAGCCCCCAAGAAGAAAUAAAUAGCUUCUCUUUUAUUCCACAAAGGCUCUUUUCAGAGCCACCCACUUAAUCUAAAGAAAGAGCAAAAACGCAUUUUAGUUCUUAAAGUAAACUAUAAACACAGCGUUUUACAUGUUGACAGUUAAUUAAGGAAAGCCAUAAAGUUAUUCACGGACAUUAAUACAUCUUUAAUGGAUUAUCGAUAUAAAUUCAAAGAAGAUACAAUAAAUGUUUACUAAUGCUUUUUUUUCACUGAAAGUGUUUAGGGGGUAAUGAACUUUUCACUGGCCUGAUCUGAACCCCCUCUAACACAAAUCCCAAUCUAUC